This is a messenger RNA of Chara braunii, 1183 nucleotides long. The record is from the annotation of a GenBank genome assembly. NCBI's taxonomy places the organism in Eukaryota, Viridiplantae, Streptophyta, Charophyceae, Charales, Characeae.
UGUCCUAAGAAAUCCACUUUGUGCUGGGCAAAGCGACACUUGCUCAGCUUGGCGUAGAAGCCAUGUCUGCGCAAGCGGUCAAGGACGUCGCGGAGGUGUCUGAGGUGCUCCUCAAGGGUACGAUUGUAGACCAGGAUAUCGUCGAGGUAGACGAGAACGUACUGCACCAGGAUGUCCCUGAAGAUGUCGUACAUCGCCCUCUAAGAGGUAGCGGGUGCAUUGGUGAGGUUGAAUGGCAUCACCGUGAACUCGUAGUGGUCGAAUCGCGAUCGGAACGCGGUUUUCGGCUGGUCGGCUGCAGCGACGCGGAUCUGAUGGUAACCACUACGAAGAUCAAUCUUCGUAAAGAAGCGGUUGCCUGCGAGGCGGUCGAACAGCUCAUCGGAACAAGGCAUGGGGUAGCUGUUCUUAACCGUGUAGCGGUUGAGACCGCGAUAGUCGAUGCAGAGACGGAGAGUUCCAUCCACUUUGCGAGCAAAGAGGACGGGUGCACCCCACGGGGAGUUGCUGGGUUUAAUGAAACCCAGUCUCAGGAGCUCCUCAAGCUGACGCUUGAGUUCGGUGGCCUCGGGGAUCGAGAGUCUGUAGGGUGCCUGGUGGUGAACACGAUAGUCAGGCACAAGCUGAAUGGAGUGCUCGACGUCACGCAUAGGUGGGAUGCCGGCGUACGAAAACGACGAUGGGAAAACGUCGUGGUACUCUCAGAUGAGGUCACGAACUGCGGGCUCCAGGUCAGCCGUAUAUCGUGCGAGUUCCUCAGCGUCGGCGUCCGCGUGCGACGGCGGGGUGGACUCGACGGACGGCGGAGGGACGGAAGUAGAGAUGGGAGCCAUGGAGAUAGAAGGAGGAUCUGGCUCCAAAGGGAUGAGCUCGGUGUCGGGACAGGGUGGAUCAUAGUGUAAGAGAUCCGUCACGUUCACCAUAAAGAAGGUGACAUCGUCCUGUCGGAUGAAGGGGGCGAACUGCCGAGGCGAGGUGACAGUGAUAGAAGGAGGUGGUGUGGGAACAGAAGGCUCCGGGGGAGGAGGAUCGGGGCGUGGUGUCGUGGUGGUACCUAUGAAAGGUACGCGAUACGUCUGUCCACACUUCAUUUUGAGAACGAGAGUGUUGGUCGUCCAAUCGGCCUCGGUGCUGCAGAACCGACGAGACCACGGAGUGCCGAGAAUGAAGUCGUACCCCGUCU